UUAAUAUUAGAAAAAUGUAUAACGACAUGUGGAGAGGGAGAGACUUGUAACUACGAACAGGAGUCAUUGGUUUCCAACUUUCUUAUCGCCAUGGUAUCUUCAGGCUCAGCAGUAGUAUCAUUACCUCUGAAUCAUCAACUUUCAUAUUUUCUGUUCCCAACAAAACCCAGAAGAACCAAAACUAAUUGCAAUUGCAUUUGGUCCUCCAAACCAAGAACAUCUCAAACUCACCACUACUCAACUACUCCUGUACGAUGCCAAAAGAUGUAUGUCCCUGGAUUUGGAGAAGCAUCACCAGAAGCAAAAGCAGCCAAAAACCUGCAUAAUUUCUUCACUUACAUAGCAGUUAGGAUUGUCGGUGCUCAGCUUCAGAGUUACAAUCCCGAGGCAUACAAAGAGCUGAUGGAAUUUAUGGAUAAACACUCGUUGAAUGAUGGGGACAAAUUUUGUGCUAGUUUGAUGAGAGAAUCUCCUAGGCAUAAAGGUCUAGCUAUGAGAAUUUUAGAGGUUCGCUCUGCCUAUUGCAAGAAUGAUUUUGAGUGGGACAACUUAAAAAGACUAUCUUUCAAGAUGGUGGAUGAUGCCAACACUAACAUCAUGAGAGACUAUGUCUUGGAAACAAGUCAGGCAGACAAUGAGAAGGGAAAAUGAUAAUGUAUUUUGUUACUACUGCAAUAUAUGUAAUGAACUCAAACCACUUUUCAAGAUAUAACCAGGAAAAUACCAUGACAGUCAAAUUGGGGAUACUUUAUAUACCAAUACCAUUAUAUACGAGCCUUCUCAUUCCAAGUGCAAUUUCAUCAAUUAAGUAUUACUUCUGCAAAGAGCUUUUCAUUUAUUUUAGACUGAUACAGCAUGUAAAUGAAGAAUUAUAUUGACUUGGUUACCUUUGCAACA
Cannabis sativa is the source of this 897-nucleotide messenger RNA. Its product is annotated as chaperonin-like RBCX protein 1, chloroplastic. The transcript is spliced from 6 exons. Bases 91 to 651 code for a protein of 186 amino acids. The record is from RefSeq and is a predicted model, not a curated record. Gene Ontology annotation, molecular function: protein folding chaperone. Gene Ontology annotation, biological process: ribulose bisphosphate carboxylase complex assembly. NCBI's taxonomy places the organism in Eukaryota, Viridiplantae, Streptophyta, Magnoliopsida, Rosales, Cannabaceae.